Molecule: messenger RNA, 3464 nt
Organism: Apis cerana (Asiatic honeybee)
Lineage: Eukaryota; Metazoa; Arthropoda; Insecta; Hymenoptera; Apidae
Product: poly(A)-specific ribonuclease PARN
Biological process (GO): nuclear-transcribed mRNA poly(A) tail shortening; siRNA 3'-end processing; priRNA 3'-end processing
Cellular component (GO): nucleus; cytoplasm
Molecular function (GO): poly(A)-specific ribonuclease activity; RNA binding; metal ion binding
Source: RefSeq, a predicted model, not a curated record
GUUUUAUUGCGCCUUAUGUUCUCUGUCACGCCUUAUACAGGGAACUUCAUUUCUCUUCCCCCUCCCUUCGAACGUUUAAUAGAUAAGCAACCGGUAAAAACAUUCUCGCUAUUCACCACAACUUCGUUUAUUGAUUCCUUUGCCUCUUCACGAUCGUGCAUUAUAUUCUUCCACACUUACGAUCCGACCGGCGAUCUGUGCGAAUGCGACGACGGUACAACAGCAUACGAGAAAGAUUUCCAAGAGGUCCUAGUGGAAUUAGAUGAAAUUUUGAAGAAUGCGACAUUUCUUUGUAUCGAUGGAGAAUUUACAGGACUUAAUUCAGGACCUGAUGCCGGUGUCUUUGAUACACCUGCUCAGUAUUAUGCAAAAUUAAGAACAGGAUCAAUGGAUUUUCUUCUUAUACAAUUUGGCCUUUCCGUCUUUACAUUUAAUCAAGAAAUACAAAAGUAUAAUCAACGAUCCUAUAAUUUUUAUGUUUUUCCACGUCCGUUAAAUCGUACAGCUCCAGAUUGCAGAUUCAUGUGUCAGACUUCCAGUAUAUCAUUUCUAGCGUCACAAGGAUUCGAUUUUAAUAAACUUUUCAAAUUGGGCAUUCCUUAUUUAACUGCAAAUGAAGAAGAAAAAUUGAUGAAACGAUUAGAGGAGAAACAGAGGAUAAGAGAUGAAGCAACAGAAAUAUUGCCUAUUUCGGACGUCGAGAGACCUCAGAUUGAAGAGAUUUGUUCGAGGAUAGAUGAAUUUGUCACUUCCGAAACAGAAGAACUAUUGAUAGAAAAAUGUAAUGCUUUCAUUAGACGACUCGUGUAUCAGGAAGUAAAGCUAAGAUGGCCAAACAAAUUAAAAGUUGAAAGUAAAAUGAACAAUUUUGGAUGCAGUCUUGUAGUACAAAGAUUAGGAACUAAGGAAGAAGAAGAACAAAGAGAGAUUGAGAAAAGAGAAAGAGAAAAAACAGAAAUUCAACAAGCAGUUGGAUUAAGUAUUCUUAUGAGGAAAAUUGCAGAUUCCGGAAAAUUAAUAGUUGGUCAUAAUAUGUUAUUAGAUCUCUGUCAUAUAAUACAUCAAUUUUUUGGACAAUUACCGGAAUCAUAUUUGGAGUUUAAGAGUCUUGUUCAUAGUCUAUUUCCAAGAAUUUUAGAUACAAAAAUAAUUUGCCAUUCGCAGCAAUUUAAGGAACAUAUACCGUCGUCGAAUUUAGGUAUAUUACUAGAAACUGUUAGUAAAUCACCGUUUAAAAUUACAGAAGUGGAACCUACCGAUGGUAGAAGUUAUUCUACAUUAUCAGAAAAAUGUCACGAGGCUGGUUACGAUGCAUAUAUAACUGGAAUAUGUUUCAUUGCAUUGUCCAAUUAUCUUGGUUCCUUACAAAAACCUGAAGUGCCGAUAGUUUUAUCGGAUUCACCUUUACUCAAUCCUUUUUUAAAUAAACUUCUCAUAGCAAGAUUAAGAGAUGUACCGUAUAUAAAUCUUGUUGGAGACGAUCCUAACCCAAGUAGAGAUCAUGUAUUCCAUUUAACAUUCCCAAAAGAGUGGAAAUUUAAUGACAUAUCUCACUUGUUUAGUCCAUUUGGAAGUGUGCAUGUGUCAUGGUUAAGUGAUAUAUCCGCAUACAUAGAAUUACAUCGUCGGGAUCAAGUCAACGAAGUGAUGAAAGUUUUAGCUAAAACGAGUACCUAUAAAUUACAAAGGUAUGCCGAUUAUCAAGCUUCUUUAGAAAACUUCAAUACAGGAGAGCGCAAACGAAAAUUGUCUUCGUCCGACAAAAUCGUUGAUUACUGAACACGCUUAUAGAAGUAGCGGCGAAUAAUUCGAUUCAUCAUAGCCAUAAGUUAUCUUAGCUAAAAACGGAAGUGUUGAUAUCGCAAGAUGCGGGAUAUUAAACGUUGGCAAGAGUUCAGGUGUCAUAACUUAAAAGAAGGAAGAGUAACGUGUUAUCGGAGACCGAGGAAUAAGUCGUAUGCUGGUUGAUGGUAAUUUCAAACAUGCCGCGGUUGGAAGAAAACGGUGUGGAUGAGCAGAGAGAGAGGCGACGUUUCAUAGUCUGGUCGGCUUCUUAGGAUUUCCUGUACACGAGAGAUUUGCAUAGGGUCGUAGAGCUCAUUCUAAAUUAAUGCCAACGACGCUUGUUACACGCGUGUCUCGACUUCCUCCUUCUUCAGCUGCUGCCGCCGCCUUCUGCGCUUUCCUAUUUUUCCCGUUGCUCUUGCCACGUUCGACGCUUCUUCUCUCUUCGUCCAUUCCUUUGCUCUGUUCCUCCUCGAUCACCAUCCUAUAGGGUCGCCACUAAAUCAGAGUUCCUCGCCCUUGUCGACGAGACUUAUCGAAGGCGGCGAUCGCGUAUCGAUCUUGUUGCUAUCAAUAAAUUGAUCGAUGCGUAUUGAAAAAUGACUUCUAAGUGGUGAUUAAUGGAUCUACGAUGUUCAGGAACAGUUCGAAAGAGGGAAUUGAUGCUGUUUCGUAUAAUGUUAGACAGAAGCACUUUAGCAAGUAGCGAAUUCGAUCUUCUUAAUCAUACGCGUUUGAUAGGUGUGUCGUAAAUUAUCCAACUUGUUCCAACUUGCGAAUUGUUUCGAUUUAGAAAGUCUAUGAGUCAAUUUUGACUUUUUAACUAGAUCAUAUAUUUUUUAUAUAUAAUUUUAUCGUGAAAUAUAUUUUAUAAAAAAGUAACGACCAAUUAUUAAUUAAUUGUAAUUAUUCAAUUAUAACAAUUGUAUUUUUAAACGGAUAUACCGAUUGAAGAUAAGUUUAUUAAUUUUUACAAUAAUAAUAAUUCGAUGAGAUAAUAAUGAGAUAAUAAUUUUGAUCGAGAAAGAGAAGAGAUUUGUUCGAAUGAAAAGAUCGUUCGAAACCGUCCGUAGAAUUAAACAUGGCGACGUAUAACACCCAAUCGGGCUCAUUACGAGUACAAACGAGCCGCAUUGCCCACGUGCGAAUAAAAGCAAAAACUAGUGUCGGUAUUAGGGAUCUUGAUUAGAAUAAUGCAACACGUUUCGAAUAACGUGUCGUGUCGCUCGACGGGGACGCGUCCGUAAUGCAAAUGCGCGCGUAUGAAUCAGUUGGAACAGACACGUGGACAACCACCACGGGUGGAUUUUCAAAUUGGAAUGAGAGGAUACACUCCUUUUUACUGAAAAAAAAAAAAGAAAAAAAAAGGACACGCGCUCUCGCAAUGAAACCACUCUGUUGCCGAGUAUUCCGCACUCGUUUCACUCUCUCUGUUCAUUUUGCCGUUUAAUUACUACACUGUUGAAUUGCCAGUGUUAAUACGCUCUGCGAAAUGACCAGAUAUACAUACACGUACAUCUUGACGAUUCGACGGACAAACAUGUUACAUGUCGGAUGACAUAAUACAUAAAUUUGUGAAAUUUUCUUCUUUCAAGUUUAAAAAAAACACUUAUUGACGAUUAAUGAUAUGUAUAUUUGAUAAAAUAUAAAAUAUUUACAAACUUACAUUUUAAAAGAAA